GGUUGUACUCCGGAGUAAGCACCUUCAGGGUACUAGGAUGCCAUCACAAGCUGAUUGGAGGAUAAUCAGUCCACUUCAACCUAGACAAGGAAGGUUUACGAGGAAUAGAAUAGGACGUCGAGAGGGUGUGUGGGUCGUAGGAGUCUGCGGCACUAGUUUACCACAAAUAGAUGAAACUCGAUGCUUAGCUUGCCGGACCUCCAACUGCCGGAUGCUUGGAAUUAUGCCGAAUGUCCAGAUUUUCCGGAGUGCCCAGAAAGGGCGUACCCUCACUAGUGGAGAAUGAAAGAUAUUGUUCAUCAAUGACCGCUAUAUUAAGGGGACGUGGUGUAGGUAAUUAAUCACCAUGUCGGCAUUUAAAGAGCCGACU
Aspergillus alliaceus is the source of this 370-nucleotide messenger RNA. RefSeq lists its product as uncharacterized. The transcript has a single exon. The record is from RefSeq and is a predicted model, not a curated record. Bases 38 to 286 code for a protein of 82 amino acids. Lineage: Eukaryota; Fungi; Ascomycota; Eurotiomycetes; Eurotiales; Aspergillaceae.